Penicillium oxalicum is the source of this 981-nucleotide messenger RNA. Its product is annotated as rRNA-binding ribosome biosynthesis protein UTP23. Gene Ontology annotation, molecular function: small ribosomal subunit rRNA binding. The transcript is spliced from 3 exons. Gene Ontology annotation, cellular component: nucleolus; small-subunit processome. Lineage: Eukaryota; Fungi; Ascomycota; Eurotiomycetes; Eurotiales; Aspergillaceae. The record is from RefSeq and is a predicted model, not a curated record. The coding region runs from base 1 to 981 and encodes 326 amino acids.
AUGAGGGCGAAACGUUCGAAGAAGUACCGCAAGCUUAUGCACCAAUAUGAGCUCACAUUUGGGUUCCGUGAGCCAUACCAAGUGCUGGUGGACUCGAAUUUUCUGCAACAAGUGCAUAAUUUCAAGAUGGACCUAAUGCCGGCUUUGGAGAGGACAGUUCAAGGCCAAAUAAAGCCACUCUUGACCAAAUGCUCUCUCGCAGCAAUCACCGCUGCGCAGCCCAUCAACCCAAAGACGGGCAAGCACUUUCGUCCCAUCCACCUUCCUCCGCCAACGGUACUUCCCCUCCGCCACUGCUCUCACAACCCCGAAUCAGAGCCCAUUGACGAAAUCGAUUGCCUUCUCUCCCUCCUUUCACCCAACGCAGAGGCCAAAAAGAACAAGGAGCACUACAUUCUUGCCACGGCAGAUCCCGCAGUGAAGAAGUCAGACAACAACAAUGACAACCAGCAACGCAAGCGCAAGCGCGAUGAAGAGCGACAAGAGGAGCAAGCGCUGCGCCGUGCCCGUAAUCUGCGUAUUCGUGCGCGCUCUAUCCCCGGUGUACCGAUCAUCUAUGUGAAGCGUUCCGUGAUGGUUUUGGAACCCAUGAGCACACCAUCAGAGAAUGUGCGCGAGGGCGUCGAGAGGGACAAGUUCCGCGUGGGAUUACCUCAGCCCGAGACAAAACCAGAAGAGGGCCAAGAGGGUGCGCCCAAGAAGAAGAUCCCUGGGUUGAAAAAGGCAAAGGGGCCCAAUCCCCUCAGUGUGAAGAAGCCUAAAAAGCGAAUUGCCGAGCCUACUGGAUCAAAGCAGGCCAACAAGAGGCCAGCUUCGGAGGCUCCGAGAGAUAACAAGCCCGCCGAACAGGCGGGUGGUGAAGAAGGCGAUGCUCCCAAGACCAAGAGGAGACGGCGUCACCACAAGAGUGGGCCUCGUGAGGGAGAUGAGGCUGACCCGGCACCAGUGGAGGCUGACCAGGCCAUGGAUGUGGAAGCUUGA